CAACUAACUUAAUAGAUUUCUUUUUUUCGGUUUCUAGAAAAAUUUGCAUCUUUCAAUUUUCUCGAGAAAAAAAAAAUUAAAGGAUUAAAAUGUCAUCUCUGGGAACAUCGAAAGGGAUUUUGGAGAUCGCUAAGUUCGGUCUGUACGUCAGCGUUCCAAUCUUUCUUAUGUACACUUUCGCCAACAACACCAAGAAUAUCCAGAAAGUUAUGGGCAAUCGGUCUUACGUAGUCUAUCCCCCGGAGGGACCAAGGCCUCCAUCACCAGAGGAACUGAGGGAGAUGGCUCGAGAACUAGCCCGCAAGAACAACAUUCGUUAAAUACUCCUUAGUGUUGUAAGUUACCGAUGUAUUUUUCAGUUGUAUUUUCUGGUACUUCUGAAGAAUCAAUAUGUAUGUAAUAUGUGAUAAGCAUCGUGGAUUUUAUUUCAGAAUUGAAAUAAAUGUCUUUUCUGGGUAA
Messenger RNA from Pistacia vera, 459 nucleotides. RefSeq lists its product as uncharacterized. The transcript has 2 exons. The coding region runs from base 90 to 320 and encodes 76 amino acids. Lineage: Eukaryota; Viridiplantae; Streptophyta; Magnoliopsida; Sapindales; Anacardiaceae. Gene Ontology annotation, biological process: mitochondrial respiratory chain complex IV assembly. The record is from RefSeq and is a predicted model, not a curated record. Gene Ontology annotation, cellular component: mitochondrion.